AUGUGGAAAGCUGCAGUUCUGGCCGUGUGCCUGCUGAUCGCUGGUGCGGAGGCCACGGAGGGCCAUCCGGCCUACGGGGUCAAGCUGUGCGGCCGCGAGUUCAUCCGUGCCGUCAUCUUCACCUGCGGGGGGUCGCGCUGGAGACGGGCUGCCGAUAGAGCGGAUGACUUCACUCAGGACCCUUUUGCUUCCCGCAACAAUGAGGCCUCAGAGAACUGGAGCCAAAACGCCAUCCUUGGACUGACCUCCCAGCAGCGUCCAGAAGCAGAAGCUCCAGCCUGGGCUGGGGAGAGCCGCGACGGGGCUGCUUUCGUCCGACCUGCGCGCUCCCUCAUCUCGGAGGAGGUGCUGGAGGCCCUGCGCACAUCUGACCGCAAAGGUCGCGAUGUGGUCGUGGGGCUCUCCAACGCGUGCUGCAAGUGGGGCUGCAGCAAGAGCGAGAUCAGCUCCCUUUGCUGA
This is a messenger RNA of Scleropages formosus (Asian bonytongue), 459 nucleotides long. RefSeq names its product relaxin 3b (gene rln3b). The transcript has 2 exons. Gene Ontology annotation, molecular function: G protein-coupled receptor binding; hormone activity. NCBI's taxonomy places the organism in Eukaryota, Metazoa, Chordata, Actinopteri, Osteoglossiformes, Osteoglossidae. The record is from RefSeq and is a predicted model, not a curated record. Gene Ontology annotation, cellular component: extracellular region. The coding region runs from base 1 to 459 and encodes 152 amino acids.